AUGCCACCUUUUCCUCCAUCAUCGUCACCUUUGACGGUGCGAUCAAGUACCAAUCAGAUUGAGAAUAUCCCUUUCGACACUACGAAGAUUGUCGAGGCGUGGGCCCAGGGUUUCAAUGUUGGGGCUCUUGUGCUCUUGAUCCUCUUCACCCUUUGCAACUACCGUCGGCAUGUACUCCUUCACAAAUUGAUUUUGAUCCAGCUUGUCCUCUCUAUUUGGCAUGGCGCUUUCGUCUUUUUCAAUAAUCCCGUCUAUGGAUGGCUGCUAAGCAGCACAGCCAUCUUGCUGUACAUUGCGUACAACAUCCACAAUGUCAUCUCUUGGAUGAAGAUCAAACCUUUUCUGCCACCUCUUGGAGGCAAAAUAUUCCUGAUAUCACUUUUGCUUGUCCAGCCUUAUUGGAUUCUGGAGACAUUCGCCAAUUUCCAGUACUUCAACCUGGAAGGCUCCAUCUUCGAGCAGUCAAGAUUUUACGAGCCUCUUGCGAGAGAUCCCUGGUGGAUUUUCACUACCGUCAAGCUGGUAUGGGUCAUUAAGCGAAACUACGAAUACACCUUGAUCGGUUUGGUUCGAAACAGUCCGCGUUUUGGCAUCAUGUUAUUAUGCAUGUUUAUCUCCAUUGUUUUUCUCAUCACCGACGUCGCCGUAACCGCAACGGUCUCCACGGACCGUGGUAUUAAUCCUUACUGGAGGUUUUCUCUCGUAUUCAAGUGCGCCUCUGAUACGAUAUUCCUAGACGACUUCAAGAGUGUCUUGGACCGGAUUGCAAGUUCCACGAUAAAGCGUCUAGCACAUAUUCCCAAUAGCUCUGUCAAUGGGCCUCGGGGGUCAGUGACUCGUCAACAUGGUAGUUUCUCGCAUCAUGAGUUCCGAUCGGGUCACAGCGUCAGUGUUUCCGCCAAUCCCCAAGGUUCAAGCGGAUGCUCCAAGUACGCCAGAGCCCCAUGGGUUGGUCAGCGACUCGCGCCACAGCACGAGCGUCAUAGCGAUGAGAUGGGUCUGCAGCCCAUUGGUGAUUCAAAGCAGAACCAAAUUAGAGCCGAAACCACCAUUGAGGUGUCAGAGCAAGGAGGGAACGAACCAAAACCUUCAACGUCGACUGGGGCAGGUUCUAGGAAAGAAUUCGGUUUAGGCUCAGAGGAUGAUGUCUUGCUUGGACGAGAGUCAGGGCUUGCCGAGCGAGAUUUUGGCUGGGUCCAGAUGUCAAAGCGAUCCGGAGCAGAGGGACAGACAAACCAGGGUGAUUUGGGAUAUGAUUUCCCAAGAGAGCCUUCGCCAACGCAGGCCAGAGAUAGAACAUAA
This is a messenger RNA of Clonostachys rhizophaga, 1302 nucleotides long. The record is from the annotation of a GenBank genome assembly. NCBI's taxonomy places the organism in Eukaryota, Fungi, Ascomycota, Sordariomycetes, Hypocreales, Bionectriaceae.